Messenger RNA from Dicentrarchus labrax (European seabass), 3855 nucleotides. It is a transcript of the gene fut8b, whose product is annotated as fucosyltransferase 8b (alpha (1,6) fucosyltransferase). The transcript has 10 exons. Bases 630 to 2381 code for a protein of 583 amino acids. Gene Ontology annotation, cellular component: Golgi cisterna membrane. The record is from RefSeq and is a predicted model, not a curated record. NCBI's taxonomy places the organism in Eukaryota, Metazoa, Chordata, Actinopteri, Moronidae. Gene Ontology annotation, biological process: protein N-linked glycosylation. Gene Ontology annotation, molecular function: protein binding; glycoprotein 6-alpha-L-fucosyltransferase activity.
UCUCAGGUCUGCGUUGACACCGGCCAUCCAGCACAGAGCAGCCUCGACUGCCGUAUUCAGAGAUCCCAGCUCUCCCAGUUCCUGUUUCCGCCGCAGCCUUUUUUCUUACUCGAAAUUUUUUUUUUUUUUUUCCUGGAGCAACAACUCUCGGCUGCCGCUGCGUCAGACCCAGCCUCCGCAGCCCUCCGGUCGGAUGCCGCUGGAAGCCGGUGUACCAUGCCAAGGACCCAACUCAAAUAAAAGAACCUCGUGGGACAGGAGGGAAACAGCAGGACUGUGUGGGAUAAGUUGGUCAACACGGAGCUGGGUGGAGGGGAGAAGACACCAAUCAAAACACAGACUUCAGAGCAUGCUAGCCAUGCUUUAGCACACACAGGAAAGGCUGGUUGAUUGCUGGAGAAACACCCGCUGCCUUUUAUUACACAUUUCUGAGCCACAAACGCACGCCUUUCCAUCUCAUCUGUAAUUUGCUGAACACCAUCCCUGCCAAGAUGCCGAUGCCAGGGUUGGCACUGUGGCACUUGUGGUGACGGGGCACAGAGUGUGUGUGCACAUCCGGCAGGCAGGCCGGUGGGUCGGUGGGUGUACAGGCACACCGAGAAGCAUUUUCGGGUGGGCUCGGUUGAACCAUGCGGCCCUGGGCGGGUUCAUGGCGUUGGAUUACCCUGGUGCUGCUGGCCUGGGGCACGCUCCUCUUCUACAUCGGUGGUCACUUGGUGAGAGACAGCGAGCACCCGGAGCGGUCUAGCCGGGAGCUCUCCAAGAUCCUGGCUAAGCUCGAGCGGCUCAAGCAGCAGAAUGAAGACCUGCGGCGUAUGGCCGAAUCGCUCAGGAUACCAGAGGGUCAGGCAGAAGCUGGGUCCCUGGCUGCAGGGCGACUGCGCUCCCUGGAGGACCAGUUAACCAGAGCCAAACAGAAGAUCCACAGCUUCCAGAAACUCACUGGAGAUGGCCCAGGGCCUACUCAGGAGGAGCUGCGGAGGAGGGUGGAGAACGGCGUUAAGGAGUUCUGGUACUUUGUCCGCAGCGAGGUGAAGAAACUGGCCAUUGUUGAGCCCAGCGAGAGGCAGAAGUACGCCGACACGCUCUUGCAAGACUUGGGACACCAGGAAAGGUCCAUCAUGACAGAUUUGUACUACCUCAGCCAGGCGGACGGAGUGGGCGAGUGGAGAAUGAAGGAAGCUAAAGACCUGUCGGAUCUCGUCCAGAACAGAAUCACCUACCUACAGAACCCCCCAGACUGCAGUAAGGCGAGAAAGCUGGUGUGUAACAUCAAUAAGGGCUGUGGCUAUGGCUGCCAGCUCCACCAUGUCGUCUACUGCUUCAUGAUCGCUUAUGGCACCCAGCGCACGCUCAUCCUGGAGUCUCACAACUGGCGCUACGCCCCCGGCGGCUGGGAGACCGUCUUCCUGCCUGUCAGUAACACCUGCACCGACCGCUCUGGGGCCACCACUGGACACUGGUCAGGAGAGGCCCAUGAUAAGGACGUCCAGGUUGUGGAGUUGCCAAUAGUGGACAGUCUCCACCCUCGGCCCCCCUACCUGCCCCUGGCGAUCCCAGAGGACCUGGCCCCGCGCCUGCAUCGUCUGCACGGCGACCCCUCCGUCUGGUGGGUGUCCCAGUUUGUCAAGUACCUGGUCCGUCCACAGGCGUGGCUGGAGAAGGAGAUCCAGCAGAGCACCGCAAAGCUAGGCUUCAAACACCCCAUCAUUGGAGUCCAUGUGAGGAGGACAGAUAAAGUGGGGACGGAGGCAGCCUUCCACCCCAUCGAGGAGUACAUGCUGCAUGUGGAGGAGCAGUUCCAACAUCUGGCCAGACGUGUCCACGUGGACAAGAAACGAGUUUACCUGGCUACUGACGAUCCCUCCCUGCUGCAGGAAGCCAAGACCAAGUAUCCAGACUAUGAGUUUAUCAGUGACAACUCAAUCUCGUGGUCGGCAGGCCUUCACAACCGCUACACCGAGAACUCGCUGAGAGGCGUCAUCCUGGACAUCCACUUCCUGUCUCAGACCGACUUCCUGGUCUGCACCUUCUCCUCACAGGUCUGCCGUGUGGCCUAUGAGAUUAUGCAGAUGCUGCAUCCAGACGCCUCCUCUUUCUUCUACUCCCUGGAUGACAUCUACUACUUUGGAGGUCAAAACGCCCACAACCAGAUCGCCAUCUACCCCCACCAACCACGCAACAGCGAGGACAUUCCCCUGGAGCCUGGCGACGUGAUCGGCGUGGCCGGCAACCACUGGGACGGAUACUCCAAAGGCAUCAAUCGCAAACUGGGCCGCACCGGCCUCUACCCUUCCUACAAGGUCAAAGAAAAAAUCGAGACCGUGAAGUACCCGACGUACCCCGAGGCUGACAAACUGCUCAACUCUCAAAAGAAGUAAAAGAAGAAAUGAAAAAAAUAAAAGAAGAGAAGGAGUGAGGAGAAACACGCAGACUCCGAUUCCAGGGAAGGAGGCUGCUUUUGUACAGAAGAAGAGAGGCGUACUUAGUGCGCUAAGCUGAGAAGAAAAGAAAAAGCCUGUACCCAGGGGUGAUAGGAAUGAGAAUGCACUCUGUGUGUUUAUGUGAGUGUGUGUGUGUGUGUGUGUGUGUGUGUGUGUGUGUGUGUGUGUGUGUGUGUGUGUGUGUGUGUGUGUGUGUGUGUGUGUGUGUGUGUGUGUGUGUGUGUGUGUGUGUGUGUGUGUGUGUGUGCGCGCGAACGUGUGUGUAUGAACUUGUGUAAAUGCCUGUGCAUAUGUCAGGUCAUGGAGACUUGCACCCUACCACUACUCCCCCUGCCCGAUGCUCUGACGUCGGGUCUGUAGAGAUGUAGACGUUGAACAUUGAUUUUAAAUAAAGCAAGAAAACAAUUAAAAUCCACACAACUGACCGAGCUCGCUCUCCAGAGACAGGACUGGGACUACUGUAAGACUGGCACACCCCAGAGUUAGCUUUGAAUCAAUGACUGGAAAAAAAAAGACAAACUGGAAAAAAGUGUUUUGAUUUUUAUUUAAUUCUUUUCAGUGGUUUUGAUUCUAAUCUUGCCUUUUUUUUCUUUUCUUUUUCUCCUGUUUUUUUGUUCACUGAAUGUACUGUAUCCUCUUCUUGCCAUGCCCACCGCUACCCAAUUCCCCCACCUCCUCCUCCUGCUCCACUCACUGUGCUUCCGCCAUUUCGUCUCUACAUGUGCAAUUAAUUUUAAAAUACCAUAUUGUGCUUUUAUCGAGUGUUUUUAACGGUCUUAAUUUUGUGUGUAUGGGGCUUGUGCAUUGUAUACUGUACAGUGAGCGUGUAUGCGUGCGUGGAUGGAUGUGUGUGAUCAAGUGUGCCUGUGUGUGCUGUUUAAGUCUAAGGGGCCAUGUCACGACCUGGUGCCUGGUUAUUGGUGAGCAGUGUGUGUUUUUAUUUCCGGCUUUCCUCCCGACUGAAUAGUGUUUGUGUGGCCAGCGGGAGACAGGCGGUGACAGUGGGGGAUUGUCCUGAGCCCCCCCCUAGCACUUGGAACAAUGGUGAACUCCAGUCACUCCGCUGGUGACCUCUAGUGAACAAUGGUAAGAUUAUGUGGAGUAUGGUGAACUCAUGGUGCACGCACACACCACAGACACAGGAGCCGUCCCGAGGCUCACCAAAAGAAGCACUCCACUGAGAUAGUGUCCUUCUCUGCUGUCUCUUCUGUCCAUCUGUUUGUUUGUUUUUUUUACUUUUAACAUUGCUGUUUUAAAAUAAAUGAGGAAAAAUAUGCCUAUGUUUAAAAAUGAUGAUGCUAUGUCAUAUCAAACUCAGAGUCCCCAUCAUGAAGGCUUUUUUUUUUUUCAUAAAUUAUGUUCUUGGGCAUUGUCUUUGAUAACCACAGAUCGAAUAAACUUGAGAAACCAA